Messenger RNA from Diospyros lotus (date-plum), 682 nucleotides. Its product is annotated as 50S ribosomal protein L28, chloroplastic. Gene Ontology annotation, molecular function: structural constituent of ribosome. The coding region runs from base 128 to 562 and encodes 144 amino acids. The transcript is spliced from 2 exons. The record is from RefSeq and is a predicted model, not a curated record. Lineage: Eukaryota; Viridiplantae; Streptophyta; Magnoliopsida; Ericales; Ebenaceae. Gene Ontology annotation, cellular component: ribosome. Gene Ontology annotation, biological process: translation.
CGAAAAUGGGAAUACGAGUAACCUUAUCCGUUUGCCCCAGUUGUCUCCACCGCUAACAGUCCGCGCAUUCCCUUGGGAAACAUUGUGAAAAAGCAGAUACAGAAUCCAGAGAGAGCAAGAAAAAGCUAUGGCCAUCGCUACAGCUUCAGCGUCGGCACUGCUGAUCAGCCAGUCUUCCAAGCUUUGCUUCUCCAGAGCACAGCUCUCGACGAAAGGGGAGCUAGGGUUCGUUACUUCGCAAUUGAGUGGCGUCAAGAUUUCGUUCUACAAGAAUGUGUUGCCCAAACCAAUCGCCGCCCCUUUCCAUCCUUCUCUUCAACCUGUGGCCCGUAGAAUCUGUCCAUUCACUGGGAAGAAAACCAAUAGGGCAAAUAAGGUUUCUCACUCAAACCACAAGACAAAAAAGUUGCAGUUUGUUAACCUCCAAUACAAAAAAAUUUGGUGGGAGGCAGGGAAACGAUAUGUGAAAUUGCGGUUGUCAACCAAGGCAAUAAAGACCAUAGAGAAGAAUGGACUAGAUGCUGUUGCUAAGAAGGCUGGGAUUGAUCUUCGCAAGGAAUAGUGAAAGUUUGGCAGUUUUGCCUAAUUGUUAGAAAAAAGCAUCAUCCUUUCUAUGUUAUUUCCGUGGCAAUUUUACAAUGCUGAAUUUAUUGGGUCAGAUAUAAAUCUCCAUUUUUAUUGA